Messenger RNA from Cladocopium goreaui, 581 nucleotides. NCBI's taxonomy places the organism in Eukaryota, Dinophyceae, Suessiales, Symbiodiniaceae. The record is from the annotation of a GenBank genome assembly.
UCCAGGUGCCAAAAGAUAAGAUUGAUUGGACGAUGCGAAGGCAUGCAAAAGAAUUUUGCGAAGCGGUUCAGUAUGGCAGGCAGUUCAGAAUCCCGGAGAAAGAACGGGAGGAUUGGAUGCCUGUGGGCCGAUCAGGUGAUGAGCUCUUUUGCUACCAGAUGAACGCUCGCAAAGACGGAAGUUUGUUCAACAACAUGUUCUAUAUGAAGGUGAUCGAGUUGAGUUCCACCUUGGGGCAAGAGCUUCCCUACAUCGUGGGCUUGCAGACCGAGCUUCCUUUUGGCAAGCGCGACCUCGCACAGUUGGCCAAGAACACCAAGGUUCUGGACAGCAACAUGAAUAAAGUCACCAGCGCUCUUGCGCAGCUCUUUUUCGUGGCCACCUCUAUGACACGUGACGAUGCCGGGGUGGAGCUGAACGACGGUUACGAAGACGAACCCGAACUCAGCUGAGCUGCGCGGGCGCCCGAAUGUCCUCGCCCUGUUGUACUGAGACAAAAAAGGACUCAGGGAGCAGGCGAUGACUGCGAGAUUUUUGUAAGCGACCCUAACCAGGCAGUUGGACCUUUCAAAACAGCAAAG